GUGCGCGGGGCGGGCUGGAGGGCGGUGGAGGAUGCUGAGCCGGCUGCAGGAGCUGCGCCGGGAGGAGGAGACGCUGCUGAGAGUGAAGGCGGCGCUGAGAGAGCAGCUCACGAGGCUCAGGGUGGAAGAGCUGGCCCUGCAGUCCAUGAUCAGGUCCAGAGAGGAGAACGGGACCGUCCCUUCCUCCACAGCAGCAGAGGAGGUUCAAAAGGCUCUUGGGCAGAUGGACAACGAGGCUGCCAUCAACCAAACCGAGUUACACUUAAGUCUUCAAGAUCAUGGAGAGGAGGAAGAGGAGGAGGAGGAAUCUGAUUCUUGAGAGAAGAAAACCUGAUACGGUUUGAAUACAGACUCAGGAGUUUCUGCCUCAUUCAAACUCACCCUUUUGUCCUGUGCAUGGGUAUGAACUGCAGGACACGCAGGACAUAAGGUCUGGUGCAGUUACACUUGAACAUGUGAGGGUCAUGUCAUAGGUGUUAAAAGAAUGAACAUUUGCUGUACAAACAUGUAGCACAACCCCUUCCCAUAUUUAAAACCUAAUGUAGCUUUUUGCGUCCCUGGCUGGGGCUUGGAAAAGUCAUUGAGUCAGACUAAUAUAAAUGUCUUGUGACCAGCAAUAGUUUGUUCUUAUUUCCUCAUGAUGAAAAAUGAAACCAGGCCAUGGAGGCUGGUGCUGACCCACUGAUUGUGUUGUGACCUCAUCUGCCUCCACUGGGAGG
Melopsittacus undulatus (budgerigar) is the source of this 719-nucleotide messenger RNA. It is a transcript of the gene SNAPC5, whose product is annotated as small nuclear RNA activating complex polypeptide 5. NCBI's taxonomy places the organism in Eukaryota, Metazoa, Chordata, Aves, Psittaciformes, Psittaculidae. The transcript has 3 exons. Bases 32 to 319 code for a protein of 95 amino acids. Gene Ontology annotation, biological process: transcription initiation at RNA polymerase III promoter; transcription by RNA polymerase II. Gene Ontology annotation, cellular component: nucleus. The record is from RefSeq and is a predicted model, not a curated record.